GCAAAUAUCCCCGGUCUACAUAUAAUGUAACCAAUAACCAAUCUCCACCGUCGAUUGACAAAGUUCCAAUCCAACUGCCCUGAGUCCCCAAUCUGCCGGCGUCUUAUAACGGCUUCGUCACUGUUGGUCUCACUCUCUCUGCAACUUCCGGCGGCCAUGUACCGCAUAGCUUCAUCCUUCGCCUCUUCAACUCCUAAGAAGCUGCUGGUCCUCCGCGGUAUUAGGGUUUCAUCCAAUAGGAACUAUGUGGCGCAAGGUCUCACCUUCCACAUUGGGCCUCGCGCCGCCUUGUUUGAGGUUGCCGACGCUGCCAAGUCCACCACGGCCGCUCUCCUGCAACGUGUCUCUCACCUCGCGGAGGCCUACGGAGUUACCAUGGGAUCAAAGGAUGCCAAUGGCAUUGGUUGUUAUGAGGAUAAGUACAAGAAUGCUUGCGAAACGCUUGCGAAACAGGCUACUAAUACUGCUGGAGGAGAUGGUACAACUUCUGCAGCUGUCUUGACCCAGGCAACAGUCACAGAAUGUUGCCAGUCCAUAGGUGCUGGGGUUCCCUCUAUUUUUGCAAAUGGUCAACGAGAGAUUGGAGAGUUCUUAGCAAGGGCAUUGGAGAACGUUGAAAAGAAAGGACAUGUUUCUUCCCUCAAAGAUUCUGGUAUAGGGGAAAAUAGGAGAGCCAUUUUAGAUGAUCCAGCCACCCUCAUUGGGCGAGAGGUUAUAAGUGAAGACAAAAGUUUCAGUAUCGACAGACUGCUCAUGUCACCCACAUUAAAUCAAUUGAUCCGUCAUAAUAGAACUGAGAAAAGUCGCACGAACCGUAAUCGAGCUUUGGAUAAAUGCCCCCAAAAGCAAGGAGUAUGCCUACGGGUUUUUACGAGAACACCCAAGAAGCCAAAUUCAGCUCUGCGUAAGGUAGCCAAAGUAAGGCUGAGCAAUCGAAAUGAUGUAUUUUCUUACAUUCCAGGUGAAGGUCAUAAUUUGCAGGAACAUUCUAUGGUCUUAAUAAGAGGGGGCAGAGUGAAAGAUUUGCCAGGUGUGAAAUUCCACUGUAUCAGAGGAGUUAAGGAUUUGCUGGGACUUCCAAACCGAAGGAGAGGCCGAUCAAAAUAUGGUGCAGAGAAGCCCAAGAGCGCCUGAAAACAGCCUCUACUUUUGCCUUUCGUAUUUGACUGCGUUGCUGAAGUGACUGAAUACUUUAGGAGAGCUGGUGAAAAAAUUUGGAAAACAAAGAUUUUGCUGAGAUGGUAAUAAUAAAAAUGUAGUAUUCUUGUUUGAAAGUUUGGAACAGUGGAAUUUGGAUUCUUUGAUUAGUAGGAGGUUCAAAAGAUUUAAAUUUUGUGUAGGAAUUCUUUUUACUUUGUAUGACCAAUGUAGUUGCAAUGCUUCCAUUUCUGUGUUACACUGU
Molecule: messenger RNA, 1402 nt
Organism: Rosa rugosa (rugosa rose)
Lineage: Eukaryota; Viridiplantae; Streptophyta; Magnoliopsida; Rosales; Rosaceae
Product: chaperonin CPN60-like 2, mitochondrial
Exons: 7
Coding region: 157-1134 (325 amino acids)
Biological process (GO): translation
Cellular component (GO): small ribosomal subunit; ribosome
Molecular function (GO): structural constituent of ribosome
Source: RefSeq, a predicted model, not a curated record